Molecule: messenger RNA, 1608 nt
Organism: Closterium sp. Naga37s-1
Lineage: Eukaryota; Viridiplantae; Streptophyta; Zygnematophyceae; Desmidiales; Closteriaceae
Source: the annotation of a GenBank genome assembly
AUGAGCCAAGUGACUAGAGCCAAGGAGGCGGUGUGGGCGGCAGAGGCGAGGAGCAGAUGGGCGGCAGCGGCGCAGGGGCGGGAGAGGGCGGCAGGGGCAGCAGGCGCGGCAGGGCGGUUUGCUGUGAUGACAGAAGACGACAUGGAUGACAUGAUGCCGGGCGGCACACUCUCCUGGCAGCGCCUGAAAGCCACCGCUACUGCCGCCAAACCCAACACUCCCGUCAAUCUCAAGGCCACCAUCGCCACUGUCAAUCCCAAGGGAACCGUCACUCCCAAGGGGGCAGCAAAGCCAUGCUCCCCGCGGCACAGCAGCCCCGUGAUCAAAGUCUAUUCAGUGUCCGACAUCGCCAAGCGCACACGCUACCCUCCCCGGCAGACCGUCACUCUCGUGCUAUACCGCUCCCUCUCCCUCUCCCGCGGCCUCCUCUUCGGGACGAAUUUCUCCUGCACCAUCUUCCGGUCCCGCUCGCUGCCCUCGCGCCACUCCAUCUCCCUCUCCCGCUCCGACGAGCCCGUGCUGCGCGUGCACAACGCCAGCAACGUCCUGUUCAUCGGCAUCGGGCUGCGCAGCGCCGUGCGCAACUCCUCGCCCUUCUGCGAGAUGCUUCCGGAAUACGGCAGCCUGAUGGGGUAUGAGAUCAUCUGUCCUGCGCUCCACAUUUACCGCUCCUUCGGGAUUCAGUUCACGCAGGCUUCCGUGGUUGGCCGAAUCGACGUCUUCCGAUCCGGAUACACGAAGCUGGACUCACUCUUUGUGACCGCCCCUGGGACGUACGAGCGGUCACCGGGAGUGAUUCGCAUGGGCAUGUGCGGGCUGGGCAUGACUCUGGUUUCAUCCAAGAAUGUGAUCACCAACAACGAUGUGUUUGGCGCGUGGGAGCUGAUUAACCUCUACCGCGGGUCGAUCGGCGUGAAGGUUCAUAAUAAUUUCCUCCAUGAUUACCUCUUCGCGGGGUUCCGGUGCGGCGCUGAUGUGCACUAUUCAUGGGACUGCAUGCUGACGUCAGUGAAGAACAACUUUGUCUUCACGCCUCAGUCCAAGGGCCGCCUGACUUUUGACUCGGCCGGGAUCUACUUCUGCACUCACUGGUUCAACCCUGGCAGCACCGUCUCCUGCAAUUACGUGAUAGGCGGGGACCACUGCUACUACCUGGACUACUGCACGUCAGGAGUGGACAUCACAGGGGGCGUGUGUGCGCAGCUGUGGGACGGUGUGAAGCUGAACAACGGCAAGCGCAACAAGAUCCGCAGCCUGCUCAUGGUCGGCCUGGGGCAGAGCCCGGGUUAUAUUACCUGCCUCACUGUCACAAUCAACCACUGUGGGAAGGACCCUGGGACGUACUGGGAGAGGAUGCGGAAGCGGUACUACAACUCCCCAGAGAUCAAUAAGGUGAGGCUUUCCCUCCUUCCUUCCUCGUUUCCUCACCUCGAGCCUCGCCUCUUCACCACCUCUUUCCCCAUCUCUCCUCCCACCUCUUCCAGAGUCCCCCACCUCUCCCCACGCCUUGCCACCUCUCUAGUUCCUCGUUUCAUCCUGCCUCACCUCUCCCCUGUCCCCCGAUCCCUCCCCUCAUUUCGUCCCCCCACCAGCUAUGGCCGUGGAUGA